Messenger RNA from Letharia columbiana, 243 nucleotides. RefSeq lists its product as uncharacterized. The transcript has a single exon. The record is from RefSeq and is a predicted model, not a curated record. NCBI's taxonomy places the organism in Eukaryota, Fungi, Ascomycota, Lecanoromycetes, Lecanorales, Parmeliaceae. The coding region runs from base 1 to 243 and encodes 80 amino acids.
AUGGUCAACUGGGAAGUGAUAUUGCUGAGUCUGCGCUGCAUCGAGGAAAGCUUGUUGCGAAACCCAUUUUGCAGCAGCCUCCAUUCCGGGGAGCCAAAGCCAUUCUAUCAUUUCACUUUCUUCGCUGGGUACCAGAAAGAGGCGAAUUCGGCAAGGGUCCAAAGCUGGGAGAGCUGGUACGUGAUAUUCAUAAUCAUCGUGACAUCCUCGGCAAUGUUAUGGACUUUGCCGACGGCCUGUUGA